Molecule: messenger RNA, 2152 nt
Organism: Solanum stenotomum
Lineage: Eukaryota; Viridiplantae; Streptophyta; Magnoliopsida; Solanales; Solanaceae
Product: serine/threonine-protein phosphatase 2A 65 kDa regulatory subunit A beta isoform-like
Exons: 13
Coding region: 163-1923 (586 amino acids)
Biological process (GO): protein dephosphorylation
Cellular component (GO): protein phosphatase type 2A complex; cytoplasm
Molecular function (GO): protein phosphatase regulator activity; protein binding
Source: RefSeq, a predicted model, not a curated record
GCACAAUUUGAUCAUUUUUGUCUGCUGAGUCCAAACACUUUUCAUUUCAUUGAAAUCUACGAAGGCAACAAAACCCCUCUCUUGAAUUCGCCGGAGAUCAAAGGCUUUAAGUCUCCGGCACCCGGCGAGACUCAUUUCCGCUGUAAGGGAAACACAAUAUACAUGUCAAUGGCGCCGCAUCUGCUGUUGUACCCAAUGGUAUUAGAUGAGCUGAAGAAUGACGACAUUCAAUUGAGGUUGAAUUCUAUUAGGAGGUUAUCUUCUAUUGCAUGUCAACUUGGUGAAGACAGAACCAGGAGGGAGUUGAUCCCAUUUUUGUGCAGAAACACUGACGACGAAGGUGAGGUGCUACUUGCCAUGUCAGAAGAGUUAGGCGGUUUUAUUCCUUAUGUUGGAGGAGUGGAGCAUGCUCAUGUGUUACUCCCUCUUCUAGGAACCCUUUGCACUGUGGAGGAGAUCUGUGUGAGGGACAAAGCUGUGGAGUCAUUGUGUAGAAUUGGAUCCCAGAUGAGGGAGAGUGAUUUGAUUGAUAGGUUUGUCUCUCUUGUGAAGAGGCUGGCAGCUGGUGAGUGGUUCACGGCUAGAGUUUCUGCUUGUGGACUAUUUCACAUUGCUUACCCAAGUUCCCCUGAGAUGUUAAAGGCAGAGCUCCGGUCCAUAUAUAGCCAGUUGUCUCAAGAUGACAUGCCUAUGGUGAGAAGGUCAGCUGCAGCAAACUUGGGGAAGUUUGCUGCUACCAUUGAACCAGCUUACCUCAAGACUGACAUCAUGACAAUGUUUGAAGAUCUUACACAGGAUGAUCAAGAUUCUGUACGCUUACUAGCAGUUGAGGGCUGUGCUGCACUAGGCAAGUUGCUGGACCCCCAGGAUUGUGUUGCACAUAUUCUUCCUGUCAUUGUCAACUUCUCUCAGGAUAAGUCUUGGCGUGUACGGUACAUGGUUGCAAACCAGUUGUAUGAGCUGUGUGAAGCUGUGGGACCUGAGACGAUCAGGACGAACUUGGUUCCUGCUUAUGUGCGUUUGCUGCGGGAUAAUGAAGCGGAAGUGCGUAUAGCUGCUGCAGGGAAAGCCACCAAAUUCAGUCAGAUUCUUAGUCCUGAGCUUUCUAUACAGCAUAUUCUUCCGUGUGUGAAGGAAUUGUCGUCCGACUCAUCGCAGCAUGUUAGAUCUGCUUUGGCUUCUGUUAUAAUGGGGAUGGUUCCUGUCCUGGGAAAGGAUGCAACCAUUGAACAUCUUCUUCCAAUUUUUUUUUCCCUUCUGAAGGAUGAGUUUCCUGAUGUGCGGCUCAACAUCAUUAGCAAACUUGAUCAAGUCAAUCAGGUGAUUGGAAUUGAUUUAUUAUCCCAAUCUCUGUUGCCAGCUAUUGUUGAGCUGGCAGAGGAUAGGCAUUGGCGAGUUCGUCUGGCAAUAAUAGAAUACAUACCUCUGCUGGCCAGUCAGUUGGGUGUAGGAUUUUUCGAUGAUAAGCUUGGCACCCUUUGCAUGCAGUGGUUACAGGAUGAGGUUUAUUCAAUCAGAGACGCUGCAGCUAAUAACUUAAAGCGCCUUGCGGAAGAAUUUGGUCCAAAGUGGGCAAUGCAGCAUAUAAUUCCUCAGGUCGUGGAUGUGAUUAAUAAUUCACAUUAUUUAUACCGGAUGACAAUACUUAGGGCAAUUUCUUUACUUGCACCUGUGAUGGGUUCUGAGAUAACAUGUUCUAAGUUGCUGCCAGUGGUUAUUACGGCAGCAAAGGACAGAGUGCCCAACGUCAAAUUUAAUGUUGCAAAGGUGUUGCAGUCCCUUAUCCCUGUUGUUGACCAAUCAGUAGCAGAGAAAACGAUUCGCUCUAGUUUAGUAGAGCUAGCUGAGGACCCUGAUGUCGAUGUCCGUUUUUAUGCAAGUCAAGCACUUCAGUCAAUUGAUGAUGUCAUGAUGUCAAGCUAGAGAUACUUAUCUGUUGUCAAAUCCUCUCUGGACGUCUGGAAUUAUGCCGUCACACCAGGAAACAGUAAAGAGAAGGCAGAAAGUGAAAUACAUCUGUCUGAGAUUUGGGGGUCGUAUUAAUACUAAUAUAUAUUUUAGGAUGUGUCAAAUAUGAAAUGCUUCCUACAGUAAGCUCAAGUAUUUACAUGUAAAUUGGCUGUUAGACUAACUAAUGAAUGGUUUUUCUUAU